UUUUAAUCUUGCCAAAGAUACCUACGUGUCUUAGUAUAAUAUAAAGUGGAUAGUUAGUUAAAAUGUUUUUACGGAUAACGGGAAUAAAACUUCAAGUGGCCAUUUCGAUUUGUCUCUACCUGGGGCCAAUAAUAAGUGGUUACGGAGGAAGCUGGUCAGGCCCUGUUAUACCAAAAUUACGCGACCUUGAGCAAUCCCCAUUCCAGUAUUUGCUGACGGAGACGCAACUAGCCCUGGUCGGAAGCUUUGCUUAUUUAGGGGCAAUACCCGGACCUUAUAUAACCACUUGGUUAUCGAAUUCAAAAGGACGAAAGCCUUGCCUGAUCGCCGGUGCAGUUGUAUCGGUGUUGGGCUAUCUAUUUUUGGCAUUAUCAACAAAUCUAGCGAUGCUGUACAUUGGUAGAUUUCUGACAAGUGUCUCGUUUGGGACCAACUCUAUCGUUAAUUUUGUGUAUAUCGGCGAAAUUGCAUCGCCAAAAAUUAGAGGAGUAUUGCUCUCAAUUAUUGGAGCAAUGUUUACGGUGGGUUCGAUACUAGUAUUCUCUACAGGACCGUAUGUUUCAUAUUAUGGGACGAGUUACAUUGGUCUGGCUUUGUGUUUACUUCACGUGAUUUGUUUAUUAUGGAUACCAGAGUCUCCGAUUUUCUAUGCGAUACAGGGUAAUGAAAAAGAAUUGACAAAAGUACUAGAGGACUUAGGCAGAUCACAAGAUGCAGAGAGAUUACUGAACAUGGGAAAAGAAAUUACAAAUACGAAUACUAAGACAGAGUGGAAGGAGUUAUUUUACGUGAAAAGUAACAGAAAAGCAUUGUUUAUAGCCGUUAUAAUAAACGUUCUACAGCACGGCAGUGGUGUAAUGGCUGUUAUUUUCUUCUCCGCUGCCAUAUUUGAUAUGGCUGGAUCAUCUUUAAAGUCGCAUUUAGCUAUGAUCCUAAUUGGAUGCUGUCAAUUAUUGGGUAGUACCAUAACACCGUUCUUCAUUGAGAGUACUGGAAGGAAGAGAAUAUUAAUAACGUCAAGCGCAAUAUGUUCAUUGAGUAUGUUCAUACUUGGCUUAUACUUUUACUUAGACCUUAUAGGUAACCCUGUUGUGGAUAAUAUAAAAUGGUUACCGUUGGUGGUGCUUAUCUUGUUCUACAUUGGUUACGAUUUUGGUCUUGGCAUUAUUCCAAAUGCAAUAAUGGGUGAGAUGUUCACACCCAGCGUGAGAAGCAAGGGUUCGACUGUAACUAUGACGUCAUCAUGGCUGUUCGGGUUUCUAAUCUCAACAGCUUUUGGCGCAUUGCUGGAAGUAGUUGGGGGACAUGUAGCGUUUUGGUUCUUUUCAUUUACAUGCGCCUGCGCAGCCAUAUUUACUGUAUUCUUCGUACCGGAGACAAAGGGAAAAACUCUGUUGGAGAUUCAGGAGGGUUUAUAACAAAGCAUUUUUAUAUAGAAUUUUGUACAUAAUAUUUUUUUCGAA
Molecule: messenger RNA, 1463 nt
Organism: Pararge aegeria (speckled wood butterfly)
Lineage: Eukaryota; Metazoa; Arthropoda; Insecta; Lepidoptera; Nymphalidae
Product: facilitated trehalose transporter Tret1-like
Exons: 8
Coding region: 63-1418 (451 amino acids)
Biological process (GO): transmembrane transport
Cellular component (GO): membrane
Molecular function (GO): transmembrane transporter activity
Source: RefSeq, a predicted model, not a curated record